AUGGACAGUGGUCUGCCCUCUCCUCCGAUGGAGGAGCAGAAGUCCCAGGGUUCCAGGAAGAGCUCCUCAUCAAACUCAAAGUCCAUAAAACCGCACCGGCACACGUCCAAACGAGCCAGCCCACACAGCGCUACGGUUCACCACGACCAAGUCGCUCACGGAGUGUCAGACGGGCGGCAUAAAAGGGUAUGGAAGGCGUGUGAGAGGUGUAGGAUGAAGAAGACCAAGUGCGAUGGAGAAUUCCCGUGCAAGAGGUGUAAGGACGAUGGUCUCGUCUGCACGGCCGGGGUACGCAAGAAGACGGAGUUCAAGCAGCUUCCCAGGGGCUACGCCGAGGUGCUGGAGCAUGCGCAGUUUGCGCUGGUGGCAACGGUGCACAAGCUCUACGCCAUGGUCAGGAGCCAGCAGGCAUGGGACCUGGACGAGCCGGAACUGAACGACAGGGGCCAGCCCGUGGUACACGACAUUGCCAUGAAGCUCGGUUGCAUACGGCCGCAGUUCGACGCCGAUCUCCCCGCGCAUUCGGUGUUCCCCGAAGACGAGGCGGGCAUGACGGCACUAGCACACCAGCUCGAGGAGGAGGAGCAGCAGCAGCAGCAGCAGCAGCAGCAGCAACAUCAACAACAUCAACAACAGCCACAACACCAACAACACCCUCACCAAAAAGAGAAAGAGCGAGAAACCGAGACGACGGAGUCGCAAUCUAGCUGCAACCUUUCGGACAGAGCAAGCUCGACCGACAUGGACCACUCCGAGUUCGAGACGGACUAUCGCAAGCACGUCUUCUUCGGCGGCGGCGGCAACGACACGGCCGUGACCAUGUCGCCGCGGAGCUUUACGGGCGGGUGCAGCGACUUUGACGUCGACUCGGUGUCGUCGCCGUCCCACGUCCCCGCCGGCAUGUUCCGCAGCCAAACGUCGUCGGCGGCCGCCAUCCCUUCUUCGUACGGUCCGCAUUGGACGACAACGGCGGCGGCGGCCAAGCCUAUGACUUCUCCGAUGAAUCUGGCGGCAACGCAGCAAUUCUUGCAGCUGCAACAGUCGUCGGAUGGUCUGCCCGACCUGGACUACCUGGACUUGGGCCUGAUGGCGAUGGAGUCCGACGAGUUUGGCACGAUCAAGCCGCACAUGCUGUCGUGUCCGAACCCGGAGGCCCUGAUGGGUAUGGGAGACCCCAUGAUAUAUUCGGGGUUUGAUCCCGAGUCGAUACGACUGUAA
Messenger RNA from Sodiomyces alkalinus F11, 1218 nucleotides. RefSeq lists its product as hypothetical. The transcript has 2 exons. Gene Ontology annotation, molecular function: DNA-binding transcription factor activity, RNA polymerase II-specific; zinc ion binding. Gene Ontology annotation, biological process: regulation of DNA-templated transcription. NCBI's taxonomy places the organism in Eukaryota, Fungi, Ascomycota, Sordariomycetes, Glomerellales, Plectosphaerellaceae. The record is from RefSeq and is a predicted model, not a curated record. The coding region runs from base 1 to 1218 and encodes 405 amino acids.